Molecule: messenger RNA, 189 nt
Organism: Ichthyophthirius multifiliis
Lineage: Eukaryota; Ciliophora; Oligohymenophorea; Hymenostomatida
Exons: 3
Source: RefSeq, a predicted model, not a curated record
AUGGAAAAAUAAAUCAAUAAAGAUUAAAAUAUUUAAUAAAUUCCUUAAGAGUCUUUAUCUGGAAUCUGGGAAAUUGUAAAAUCAGAAGUUGGGCAUUAGAAAAAUGAUAAAGAGUUAGUCUUUGACAUUGAUAAAUUGAGUGUAAAAAAAGCUAGGGAAUUAGAAAGUUAUAUAAAAAGAAAAUAGUGA